AUGAAGGGGACGCCCGAGACGCCUCAGUGCGGGUUUUCGAGAGCGAGUAUUCAGAUUUUGGGGCUGCAGGGUGUGAACCCGCAGAAGUUUACUGCUUUCAAUGUGCUUGAGGACGAGGAGCUUAGGGGUGGAAUCAAGGAGUACUCGGACUGGCCUACGAUCCCGCAGCUAUAUGUCAAUAAGGAGUUUGUGGGCGGCACGGAUAUCAUGAUGUCGAUGCAUCAGGAUGGGACUUUGGCGAAGCUCUUGGAAGAGAAGGGUGUUCUUGUCGAGGCUGACGAGUCCGAUGCUAGCUCUACCAGCUCAUGA
This is a messenger RNA of Recurvomyces mirabilis, 309 nucleotides long. It is a transcript of the gene GRX5, whose product is annotated as monothiol glutaredoxin grx5. Lineage: Eukaryota; Fungi; Ascomycota; Dothideomycetes; Mycosphaerellales; Teratosphaeriaceae. The record is from RefSeq and is a predicted model, not a curated record. Bases 1 to 309 code for a protein of 102 amino acids. The transcript has 2 exons. Gene Ontology annotation, cellular component: mitochondrial matrix. Gene Ontology annotation, molecular function: disulfide oxidoreductase activity.